CGCUCACGGCCUAGCCCCGCCCCCUGCCGCAGGCCCGCCCUGCGCUGUCUCACCGCGUUUCUUGCGUGUGACGUAGUACGCUGCGCUGGGAGCGGAAGUGAGGUCAUCAGCGCAGGCGGAAGCAGUGACGGUUCGGGUGUGAGGGGGACGAGAUGAAUUCCAGAGGAGUUGGAUCUCAGCUUAAGGAUAGCAUCCCAAUUGCCGAAUUUUCAGCUAGUGGAGCAUUUGGAGGUCAUGAUAUUCUACGCAGAGGCUUUACAAGUGUAAAAAAUGAACUUUUGCCCAGCCAUCCUUUGGAACUGUCAGAAAAAAAUUUUCAGCUAAACCAAGAUAAAAUGAACUUAUCGACUCUGAGAAAUAUUCAAGGACUCCAUGCACCGCUAAAGCUGCAAAUGGAAUUCAAAGCAGCAAAGCAGAUCCAACGUCUUCCAUUUCUGCAUAGCUCAAAUAUAGCGCUGGAUACACUGAGAGGAAAUGAUGAAUGCAUUGGUUUUGAGGAUAUUCUUAAUGACCCAUCGCAGAGUGAAGUUAUGGGAGAACCACAUGUGAUGGUGGAAUACAAGCUUGGUUUAUUGUAACACAAAUGUAGUCCGAAACUAUUGUUCAUGAAAACAUUUCUUGUAUGUGUCUUUAUACUAUACUACAGGUUCAGUGUACAAUAUUAAUAUUACAUUGACACAAUGUUUUUGUUAACUUACCCACAAGAGAGCUCUUGCCUUACUUGAUGAAUAGGCACAUUAAAUGUUUAAAGUCUAUUAUGAUUUAUUCUCUGCUUACUGUCAAUAUAAAUGUCCUACAACUGGGUAUUUUAAAACUGUACAAGAAGACGACUUCAUAUAUUGCUCAGGACAAUAGCCGCUUAGUUUUUGAAAUAUUAUACAUAUUCUACAAGAAGUCCAAAAAUGCAUGUGCAUUUUAAAAUUGAUUACUGUAGGUAAAUGCAGGGAAUGCAUGUUCUUGCAAAAGAACUUUUUGAAUAUAAAACAGGCAUUUUCCACUGAAUCUCUUUUGUUCUUGAAAUCUUUUAAACAUCUAAUAAAAAAAAUUGCUAUAAAUGCUCUGGUUUCCAAAAUAUAUUUAAUAACUCAAGUCCCUGACCUCCAACCCAAGCAAUGUUACUCUCGUCACUUGCAGCCCCUUUAAGGAACCUCAGUAGCUCACUGGUAGAAAAGAACCCUGCCACACACGUUUGUCUGCCCCAGCUAAGAUGUCAGAGAUGCUCAUUCACUGGAGCUCAGUUGCCCCUUAGGAUAGACUUAGACACUUCUCCCUAGGAAGAGUUGGGAGCUGAAUUUGGCUUUACGUAGCUACUUUUGAGGGGGGAACCCCUCCUUUGGAUUUCACAACAGCCUCACUGGGCACUAUUGCUCUGUGGAAUUAGAGCUCCUGUAGCCCUAUUUUGGGCUGACUAUGUUCCAGCCUACAGGACACUUAAAAUAACCACUUAGCAACAUUUAAGGGAAAAAUACCACUGUGGAGAAAAAAUGUAAAGUUCAAAAUGUUUGUAUGAAACAAAGGCACAUCUGACAGACUGCAUCACAGAAGUGUUACAGUAAGAACAUGAAUUUUUAUUUUACAUAACGGCAGAACAUAAAAUUAAAACUGAACUGACUUGGUUGUAAGUAAACAAGCUCAUCUGGGGAUAACCAAAGGGAGAUUCUAAAAUUAAAAGCUAUACAAAUGCAUCUUUUAUAAAUGAAUAGCCAGAUAAAAGCUGUUUUCUGUAAGUUUAAAGGGUGUUUUUUAAUUUAAAUUACACAGGCUGUGUUAUAAUUAACUUUGAAUAGCUUGUAUGCAUAACGUAUUCUAAAUCCUUGCAAGAAGUUUAGGACAGUUCUCCUGUUAAUUCUCUUCCCAUACAACGGUAAAAGUGUGUAAUGUACAUUUUGAGAAUGUAACCAGCAUCUUUUAGAAGCAGGGUCCUAUCGCAAGAAUUAUGCUCCAGUUUCUGAACUUUCUU
Molecule: messenger RNA, 1960 nt
Organism: Mauremys reevesii (Reeves's turtle)
Lineage: Eukaryota; Metazoa; Chordata; Testudines; Geoemydidae
Gene: POMP
Product: proteasome maturation protein
Exons: 6
Coding region: 153-578 (141 amino acids)
Biological process (GO): proteasome assembly
Cellular component (GO): cytoplasm; nucleus
Source: RefSeq, a predicted model, not a curated record